AUGCCCGAGGACGUUGCGAAGUAUGGUGAACUCGCGCCUCCCACCCUGCACUUUGACGCGAAGCGGAAAGGACCGGUAGAGUGGGAUCAAGUAUACGAACACAUCAGCGUCAUAUUCCGGACAGACUUCAUUUACCAACCCCACGUCGCCCAAGCUCGUUUCAUCCUCUACCGCUACCAAGUCGUCAUCGACUACUACGAAAGGCUCGAAUAUCAGCCACAUAGAAUAGUCCGAGAAGCCCCCCGUGCUCUCGAACCAGUCGAAGACGAUCAGGAGCUGUACCACCUCCUGUUUGACGAAGAAUACGGCAUCUCCUCCGACGAAGAAGAACCUUUCUGA
This is a messenger RNA of Laetiporus sulphureus 93-53, 339 nucleotides long. RefSeq lists its product as uncharacterized. Bases 1 to 339 code for a protein of 112 amino acids. Lineage: Eukaryota; Fungi; Basidiomycota; Agaricomycetes; Polyporales; Laetiporaceae. The record is from RefSeq and is a predicted model, not a curated record. The transcript is spliced from 2 exons.